Messenger RNA from Nakaseomyces glabratus, 1149 nucleotides. It is a transcript of the gene SAM1, whose product is annotated as methionine adenosyltransferase SAM1. The record is from RefSeq and is a predicted model, not a curated record. Gene Ontology annotation, biological process: S-adenosylmethionine biosynthetic process. Gene Ontology annotation, cellular component: cytosol. NCBI's taxonomy places the organism in Eukaryota, Fungi, Ascomycota, Saccharomycetes, Saccharomycetales, Saccharomycetaceae. Gene Ontology annotation, molecular function: methionine adenosyltransferase activity; ATP binding.
AUGGCUGGUACUUUCUUGUUUACUUCUGAAUCCGUCGGUGAAGGUCACCCAGAUAAGAUCUGUGACCAAGUCUCCGAUGCCAUCCUGGAUGCCUGUCUUGCUGUCGACCCACACUCCAAGGUCGCCUGUGAGACCGCUGCCAAGACCGGUAUGAUCAUGGUCUUCGGUGAGAUCACCACCAAGGCUGUGCUGGACUACCAGAAGAUCGUCAGAGACACCAUCAAGAAGAUCGGUUACGACGCUUCCGACAAGGGUUUCGACUACAAGACCUGUAACGUCUUGGUCGCCAUCGAGCAGCAGUCCCCAGACAUUGCCCAAGGUGUGCACGAGGAGAAGGACUUGGAGAACAUCGGUGCCGGUGACCAAGGUAUCAUGUUCGGUUACGCUACUGACGAGACCCCAGAAGGUCUGCCAUUGACCAUCCUGUUGGCCCACAAGCUGAACAUGGCCAUGGCCGACGCCAGACGUGACGGCUCCUUGGCCUGGUUGAGACCAGACACCAAGACCCAAGUCACCGUCGAGUACAAGGACGAGAGCGGUAGAUGGGUCCCACAGAGAAUCGACACCGUCGUCGUCUCCGCCCAACACGCCGACGAAAUCUCCACCGAGGACUUGAGAUCUAAGAUCAAGACCGAAAUCAUCGACAAAGUCAUCCCAGCAGACAUGCUAGAUGAGAACACCAAGUACUACAUCCAACCUUCCGGUAGAUUCGUCAUCGGUGGCCCUCAAGGUGACGCCGGUUUGACCGGUAGAAAGAUCAUCGUCGACGCCUACGGUGGUGCUUCCUCCGUCGGUGGUGGUGCUUUCUCCGGUAAGGACUACUCCAAGGUCGACCGUUCUGCCGCUUACGCCGCCAGAUGGGUCGCUAAGUCCCUAGUCGCCGCUGGCCUAUGUAAGAGAGUUCAAGUCCAAUUCUCUUACGCCAUCGGUAUCGCCGAACCAUUGUCUCUACACGUCGAGACUUACGGUACCGCUACCAGACCAGAUGACGAAAUCAUUGAAAUCAUCAAGAAGAACUUCGACCUAAGACCAGGUAUCUUGGUCAAGGAAUUGGACUUGGCUAGACCAAUCUACUUGCCAACCGCUUCCUACGGUCACUUCACCAACCAAGAAUACCCAUGGGAACAACCAAAGAAGUUGGUCAUCUAA